Messenger RNA from Oppiella nova, 983 nucleotides. Lineage: Eukaryota; Metazoa; Arthropoda; Arachnida; Sarcoptiformes; Oppiidae. The record is from the annotation of a GenBank genome assembly.
AAGGGACUUAAAGAGACAACACUUGUGUCUCAUUCACAGUAUUGUCUUUAAUUGACAUUUUAAUUGUAUUUAAACUAAUAGUUUAGACAUUUUAGUAAACAUUUUGUAUAUAUUUCUUAUUUGAACACAAUUUAAUAGUUUUAUAAUUCAUUGAAACGUUUGUGUGAUUGAAGCGAAAAUAUUUGACACAAUUUUGAGAAAUGUACGCAAACUCUCUGUACGGCUCGCAUGGCGUGACUCAGGACUUCCAGAGGAAUAGCGCCACCAAUACGUCUAGUCAUUGCUUUUAUCCCAAACAACCCACUUAUCCGCCAGCGAUGGUCAUCGACACCACCAACACGUCGGCGCCCAUUACUAACUACCCGUACGUCGGCCGCAAAGGGAUGGCUAACCCAACCCCUGUCCCCUCCUAUCAGUUCAAUCCCAUGAGUGGUGUCUCUUGUAAUCCAUUGCCGUUUACAUCGGAUUUUCGGCCGCAAUCGAUAUCAUUGGCCACUGAGUCCUCCGGUCAGUGUUCGUCGUCUUCGACCCCUUCCUCGAAGUCCAACACUUUUGACAGAAAGUGUGGUUUCGUUUGCAAUGAAAGCAAACCUGAAUUACAGCUAAUUAUGGAUCGCUUGGAGACAAUGCAAAGAAGUAACCAAACGUUUGAGACAAACGUAUUGAACCAAUUGAGACAAAUGCGAGAAGAGAUGUCAGACAUGAGGAAAGCCAUCCAAGAGCUGCCCAUCAGAUUCGCCGAUUCGUUGACCCAAUGCCUGGAUUUAGUGAACAAUCGCGCCGAAUGUCUUUCAGUCGAUAGCGAACCAGAAGUGGUGGACGUCUUCGACAAACUGCAUCUCAACGAAGACCACGAUUUCGUGGAGAUAUUCAACAAAACAAUGACCGCUUCCGAGGACUCGACAGCUGUUAAGAAGUUUGUGUUUCCGUACGACUCGAGUCUAGAUUUGGAUAAAUGGCUGAAACACGACUAAAAAUUCGUA